AUGGUAGAUUGUAAAUGUUUUCAAAGGAGACGAAAGGGAAAGCACGAUACUACUAAUACUACAAAUUCCCAGAGUCGUGAAGUUUAUGCUAAUGGUUUGUUAAAUACAAAAGGUGAUCAAUUUAAGCAUAAUUAUUGUAAUAAUGCAAUCACCUCGUCACGUUAUACAUGGUAUAAUUUUUUUCCAAAAAAUCUAUUUGAACAAUUUCACAACAUGGCUAAUAUUUACUUUGUAUUGAUUGCAAUCACCUAUUUUUUUGUCGAUAGUUUUGGUGAUGUUUCGGUGACAAUUAUGCCUCUGGUUGUUAUCAUCGGUUUAUCAAUGAUAAAAGAUGGUCUUGAGGAUAUAUUACGUCAUCGAGCGGAUAAACAACUGAAUUCUUUAGAGUUUCAAGUAUUAAAUAUUGAUUUUAAUAAAAAACAAAUUCAGUGGAUUACUAAACGUGCUGCGUCGAUAUCUGUUGGUGAUGUCAUCUAUUGUAAGUGCAAUCAAGCUUUCCCAUGUGAUCUUCUCUUGUUGACAUCAAGUAAUGCUACAGGACAAGUGUAUAUUACAACAGCCAACUUAGAUGGAGAAAGUAAUGCGAAAAAGUAUUAUGCCAUUUCUAAAAUGCAAUCUAUCUAUUCUGAGUAUGCAACCGAUGAAAUGAUUGAUAAAAAGUUGCAGCAUUCAAGUUUUGAAUAUGUCAUUGAAGAAUUAUUCUUGAAAGUGAAUUGUCAACCGCCAAAUGAACAGCUGAAUACAUUUGAAGGUCGUUACACAAAUAAACAAUUGAACGGUGCUAGCCUACCAUUAAUUAUAACAAAUCUAGCUUUACGUGGAGCUAGACUCAUCUCUACAGAUUAUGUAAUCGGUUUAGUGUUAUACACUGGAAAGGAUACAAAAUUAUCGUUAAACAGUAAAAAGGCUAAACGUAAGUAUAGUUCACGAGAGGGUCUUUCCAAUGUUAUCCUACUCAUGUUUAUGGGUGCAAUGAUUGGUUUGACAAUUAUCCUAUCGAUUCUUUCCACACUAUGGAUUAAACAGAAUUCUGUGAAUAUCUGGUAUGUGACAUUUGAACAGUUGACACCGUGGCAAUUUGUUCGAACUAUGUUUCGAUUCUUGUUCACGUUAAAUUAUCUUAUACCAAUAUCAAUUUUAGUUACAACUGAAUUUCAACAAUUGUUGCUCGCCUUCACAAUAUCAAAUGAUAUAGAAAUGUAUGAUCCUGUUGAAGAUUUACGUAGUCGAGCGAAUAAUUCCCAGUUGGCUGAUGAAUUAGGUCAAGUGGAAUUUUUAUUCAGCGAUAAAACCGGUACACUGACACAGAAUCAAAUGGUACUACGUUCAUGUUGUGUACUGGAUAAGAAGGAACAUGUUUACAAGUGUGAUGCUGGCGUUGUAUCAAGUAGAAGUAAUAGUAAUACCAAUGCAAAUACAACAAAUACGGAUGACACUUUAAGAAAAGAAGGAGAAGAAGAAGUGUACAGUUCAUCAGAUUCAGAGGAGGAUGAUGCCGCUGUUGUUAUCGAUGAGAAUGCUCAAAGCCGACGAAAUAUCCAACAGACUGCUAAUAAGAUGAAUGGUAAACAUAAAUCGAAAACAAGUUAUAAUGUUAAACAUCCUAAAUUACCAGAUAUGAAUCCAAAAUUACGUGAAUUUUUAACUAUUGUAGCUCUUUGUCAUACAGUUGAACUGGAUACAACAAAAACUACAGGGGAAUCAACAACUUCUACAACUGACAAUAAUAAAAGUUAUGAUACUACAGAGAAAUUAAAUAAUUCGAGAAAACUCAGCAAUAAGGAUAAUGUUACGCACAAGGAUUCAAAUCUACCGCCAAGAUUUUAUGUGUAUGGAGCAACUUCACCAGAUGAGAAAGCGCUUGUUGAAGCAGCCUCAAGACUUGGUGUUGUUUUCGCUGGUAAAGAACGUGAUUUGGCCGAGGGUGGUUCGAACAGAGUCUACAUUGACUAUUGGUCCUGUUCACCAGCACCCGAUGAACAAGCAAAAUAUCUUGGUCAAAAAUCUUAUCUUAUUGAUGCUGUAUUAGAGUUUGAUUCAGUACGGAAACAAAUGUCCGUUAUGGUACGAUAUCCUGAUGGAUCAUAUUAUGUUUUGAGUAAAGGUGCGGAGGUUCCUAUGCUGGAUCCUGAGAAAUGUCCUGUUAAUUCUGGUAAACGACGUACCGCUGCACUGAAAUAUGUCAAUGAAUAUGCUAUCAAUGGUCUGCGUACACUUGUAUUCGGCGAACGUAAAAUAGAUAAGGCGGCUUACAUGAAAUUGCUUAAUGAUUUAAAAGCAGCAUCUGGUUUAAUUGGUCAAUCGCGUGUUACUGCUUUGAGAGAAUGUUAUUAUAAAAUUGAAACGGAUAUGAAACCGAUAGCUGUUACUGGUAUUGAGGAUAAACUGCAACCUGGUGUUAAAGGUUGUAUACAAGCAUUAAAAGAGGCAGGAAUACAAAUAUGGAUAUUAACUGGUGAUAAAGCAGAAACAGCGAUAACAGUGAGUCAAUCAGUUGGACAUUUCACAUCAAAUAUGACAUUGAUACGAUUAACAGGCUGUCAAGAUCUACAUUCAACAGCUUAUAAAAUAUACGAACAGUUAGAACGUUUAACAUCUUCUAUGUUUCAUGAACAAGUUGGAAUUAAACAGCCCAGACUAUCAUUUAUUGGUGAUUCGAUUCUACCAAGAGUUCAAGCUUUCAUCUCUGAUACAAUAUCAAGGACAUCAGUAUCAGAAUCCUAUUCAUACGCAAAUACUGAUAAUGAAUUUAAACCUGAUGUAUACUAUUAUGAUGAAAAUAAUAAUAGUAAUAAUAAUAAAGUAUCUCCAUGGAUAAAAGCUAGACAGUGUGAAUUAUAUAUUCGGAGAAAGCAUAAAAAAAGACCAGGUAUGGCAAAUGAACCUAUUGGACUUGUUAUAGAUGGGAAAACUAUUCAAUAUGCAUUACAUCCAUCAGUACGUAAAGCAUUUCUUGAUUUAUGUAUGAGAGUUACAACUGUAUUAUGCUGUCGUAUGACACCUCUGCAAAAAGCAUCUAUCGUCAAAUUAGUUCAGAUUGGUUUAGCUAAAUAUACACGUCAGGGUGUGAUACCAGUGACAGCUGCUAUCGGAGAUGGUGGUAAUGAUGUGGCUAUGAUAUUACAGGCUAAUAUUGGUGUUGGAGUUUAUGGGAAAGAAGGUAGUGAAGCUGCAAGAGCCUCUGAUUAUGCACUUACCGAGUUCAGGCAUUUACAGCGUCUACUACUAUUACACGGUCAUUGGUCAUAUUAUCGUAUUACAAUAACAAUGUUAUUCUUUUAUCAUAAAUGUGUUGCAUUUGUCGCCAAUCAAAUGUGUUUAACAUACUUCACGGGAUUCUCAGAAAUACCAUCCUUUGGAACUAUCCUAUUUGUAUGUUAUAAUUUAACAAUGACAUUUCUAGUUAGUAUGGGUUAUGGAAUGUGGGAACAGCAUAUUAAAGCGAAAAUAUUAUUAAAUAAACCACAUUUAUACAGAGCUAUGAGACAUCAAGCCAACUUAAAAGCUUGGUAUAUAUUGUUUUGGGUUCUGGAUGGUGUAUGGCAUGGAAUAGUGACCUUUUUUAUACCCUAUUUUUGUCUAGUCGGUGGUCAAUACUUUUCUGAAGCAUUUUUCUAUGAUUCGGGUAAAAUAUCGAAUGGAAUUUAUGAUUUUACAAUGCUUGGUAAUGCAUCAUUUAUUUGUCUAUGGGUGGCAAUCACUCUACGUUCAACAAUAUGGACAAGAGAUUUUAAUCUAAUGAUAAUUACGUGUCAUGUUUGUACAAAUUUGAAUCUUUUCAUUUUAUUCAUGUAUCAAACAUUUGGUUCACCGUUGAGCAGUGAAUAUGAAAGAUAUUCUCAGUUGGGUCGCAGUCCUGCUUUUUGGUUCACAUUUCUUAUCACUGUUAUGGUAGCUAUUGGUCCAGCUAUAUGUUGGCGUAUAGCCUCUGACACAUGGUGGACUGUACAAAUUGGAUUGAGAUCUGUGCCAAAAGAACAAAGACGUAAAUUUUACAGGAAAAAUCCACUUGUCUGGUUGAAAGCAUUAGUUUAUGGUCAACAAGAUGAUAUUGAAACUAUUUUGUAUAAAAAGCCAACAACAAGAGAAGAAGUGAACAAAGCUUUCCGGGAAUAA
Messenger RNA from Trichobilharzia regenti, 4116 nucleotides. NCBI's taxonomy places the organism in Eukaryota, Metazoa, Platyhelminthes, Trematoda, Strigeidida, Schistosomatidae. The record is from the annotation of a GenBank genome assembly.